Acanthosepion pharaonis is the source of this 735-nucleotide messenger RNA. NCBI's taxonomy places the organism in Eukaryota, Metazoa, Mollusca, Cephalopoda, Sepiida, Sepiidae. The record is from the annotation of a GenBank genome assembly.
AUGUAUCCAAAUUCUCGAUCAAAUAGACAUAGUUACCGGUUAAAAUUGGAAUCUAACUUUCAUGACAUCUUACUUAAGAUAGAUGAUUUUCAUUGGCUAAACAAAUUCUCAACAUAUCUUAUCUUGCCUUUUUUAUUUCUAUAUUGUCUUCAUAUUUUUCUUUAUCACUUCUUUUUUCUUCGGAGAUUGGGUUAUAUCGAGGAUCUUUUUUCUCUUUUACCUGUUCCUAUUUUUGUUUCUCUUUUUUCUUUUCUAGAGACUGUAUCUUGUCUUUCUUUCUUUUCUUUUUUCGGAUUAAUUUUAUAUCUAUCAUAUUCAUAUUCUACUUCAAUUUCUAUCUAUCUAUCUAUCUAUCUAUCUAUCUAUCUAUCUAUCUAUCCGUCUGUCUGUCUUUCUGUCAUAGUUCCUAUCUUUCUAUCUAUCUCCUUCUAUUUUGCUUCAUUUCUUUUAUCCUCUCUUUUUUGUUUCACUAUACUUAUUCAUUCAUGCUCCUCUUUUCUUAAUUUCUUUCUUUCUCUAUUCUUUUCUUUCUUUAUUCCUUACCUUAUUCUCUCUUUUUCUCAAAAUUAUUUUCCUUCUUACUUUCUUUCUUUGUCUUUCUUUUCUUCCAUAUUUUCUUUAUCUUGCUUCCUUUUUCUACUUUCUUGCUCUUACUUCUUCUUUCUUUCUUUGUUGUCCCUGCAUUCGAAUCCGGACACAGUGAUGACAACUCCAGAGUCUGAAAACCAAUGUUAG